Messenger RNA from Ipomoea triloba (trilobed morning glory), 1839 nucleotides. RefSeq lists its product as uncharacterized. Gene Ontology annotation, molecular function: RNA-DNA hybrid ribonuclease activity; nucleic acid binding. The transcript has 5 exons. The record is from RefSeq and is a predicted model, not a curated record. NCBI's taxonomy places the organism in Eukaryota, Viridiplantae, Streptophyta, Magnoliopsida, Solanales, Convolvulaceae. Bases 1 to 1839 code for a protein of 612 amino acids.
AUGUUUACGGCAAAAGGGUCUAUUCUUGGUGAUUCAUUGGACGGCUUUAUACCUACAGUUCAAGGUGUGGAUAAUGCGCAACUUUUGAAACCAUUUGAGAUUGAUGAAGUGGAAAAUGCCCUAUUCUCAAUGGCACCAGACAAAUCACCAGGCCCGGAUGAAUACAGUCCGGCUUUUUAUCAACAUUUCUGGGGAGAGAUUAGUAAUGAUGUAGUUCAGUUCAUUAUUUCAUGUGCGAACAAUGAUUACUUUCCUAUGGGUCGGUUGAUCACUGACAAUGUUCUAGUUGCUUCUAAGGUGAUCCACUAUUUGAACCGCAAGAGAGAAGGGCAUGAUGGGUGGUGUGCGCUGAAGUUUGAUAUGGCUAAAGCAUAUGACAAGAUAGAAUGGUCUUUUUUAGAGACCAUUAUGCAUCGAAUGGGUUUUCACCACCGCUGGAUUAAUAUGAUCAUGUGUUGCGUCACUACUGUUAGAUAUAAAGUAGGGGUGAAUGGUGAGCUGUCUGACAUUAUUGUGCCGUCAUGUGGUUUUCACCAAGCUAGAGGUGCACCUGGUAUCUCCCACUUGUUCUUUGCGGAUGAUAGCCUAUUGUUUUUCAAAGCUACGGUUCAAGAGGUUAAAGCUAUUAACAAUUGUCUAGUUGAUUAUGAAAAGAUGUCCAGCCAAAUUGUCAAUUAUAAUAAGUCGUGUAUCGUUUUUAGCCAGAAUACCGAGGACUCUAUGCGUACGACUGUGGCUGAAGUUUUUAAUGUGAACCAAUCUGCUGCUAUUGGGCGCUAUUUGGGACUGCCAAUGGGUAUUGGACGAAACAAACGUGACGUGUUCUCCUAUAUUGAAUCAAAGUUGAUUGGUUGGCUGAGUGGUUGGAAUAAGAAGAUUCUUUCAAGAGCCGGGAAGGAAGUCCUCCUGAAAAGUGUUGCACAAGCCUUACCUACAUAUUCCAUGAGCAUAUAUUACCUCCUGGUAACGCUUUGUGAGCGAAUCGAAAGGACUACAGUCCCUAAUCUUAAUCUGGACAUGAAAGUUUGUGAACUUAUCCACCCUACCUCUCAUGAUUGGAAUAGGGAGCUGUUAAAUAAUAUGUUUACUCCACAUGAUGUUGGUUUUAUGCUUAAAAUUCCUGUGAGCAUGCAUUUUGAUGAUAAAUGGUGUUGGAGGGGUGAUAUGAGAGGUGUAUGUUCAGUGAAACAUGGGUAUAGGUCUUUGUCCACUGUGAAUGACAGCAAUGAUAGUAUAUCAUGGGGCUCAAUUUGGAGCUUAAAACUUCCACCAGCAGCCCGAAACUUCUUAUGGCGAAGUAUGCAUAAUAUUCUCCCUGUGCUAACUGUCCUGGUUGCCCGUCAAGUUGCUAUUGAGGUAUUAUGUCCUCUUUGCAGAGAUCAACCUGAGACUCUUGAUCAUUUGAUGAAGGAUUGCGUAGCUGUCGUUCCUAUUUGGCAAACCAUCCUGCUGACCAGUAAUGUUUUUGGGGAAGUGAUGACUGCAUUACAUGGAUGUAGUUUGGGGAAUGUUCCUCUAUCGGCGGACUCUCCGUCACAUGCUUGGCAGGUUGAUGACGCGGAGAAUGCGGAUGCAGUAAAGGUUUUUGUAGAUGCCGCUGUUUUCUCGAACCCGGAGUGUGCCUAUUAUGGCUACGUUGUUUUGAAUCCAAAUGGCCUUUUUGUGGCGGCUCGGAAUGGUACUCUUGGAUGCAUGAAUGAUGUUCAUUUAGCGGAAGCACUUGCGGUGAAAGAGGAUCUCUUGUGGGUCAAAGGAAGAGGUUUUACUAAAAUCAAGCUCUACUCGGAUUGUCAAACUGUUUGUUGUUUCUUAAAUGGUUCUGGGUCUGAUUGGUCAUAG